GCCGCACCCUGAUAGAUGAGCCUGGAACUCCAGCUGCCGCUCAGCUGUGACUCGCUCUGAGCCGGCAGUUCAUUUCUGGGGCUUUCAGUGCUGCUUUCCUGCUCAAACCAUCAGACUGGCUGUUCUCCGAUGAAGACGAGCCGCUCAGCAGCUGGCAACACCACAGGCAGCUCAUCCGCCACUGGGCAGGAAGUACUCAUUCUAAAGAGACAAGAGCAGGAAGUGCUGCGAGGGAAGUCGUUUCCGUUUGCGUUUCCCCUCCGUAAAACUUGCAGGAGCGCCGAGGAGAGGCGGACUCUGAGGCCACUGCCCCUCCGGCUUGCUUCCACCUUCCAGACGUCUAAAGCUGCUGGGAACUCUGCAGCAUGGAUCAGUGGGAGGACUCUGAAAUACCUCCCUGUGGGGAACCCGACUCAAAAAGAGAAAAGCGGGUGCAACCUGAACAGCCUCCGACCCAAGCAGAUCAUCCACGGUCAGCAGAGGGAAAUGGACCAAAUGCGGCUGGAGUUUGUGAAGAGGGUCCCAGCAGAAAUCCUCCGAGAGCUCCUUGAUGCCCUCGUAGCAGACAGGGUCUUCAAUCAUUUGGAGGAAGAAGAAAUAAUCGAGGAGAACGCGACCAGAGCAAAUCGGGCACGACGCCUCAUUGAUGAUGUACGAAAAAAAGGAGAGAAGGCCUGCCGAGCGAUGUUGAAACACCUUCAAACUUUAGAUCCAAUGCUUUUCUCUCAGCUGUGUUUUCAGUGUGAUCCAUCAACUCGAGAAGGUAAGGCCACAUGUUCCUGUCAGAUUGGAUCACAUGAUGUCUUUAUGAACUGAAAUUUCUGAG
Molecule: messenger RNA, 826 nt
Organism: Menidia menidia (Atlantic silverside)
Lineage: Eukaryota; Metazoa; Chordata; Actinopteri; Atheriniformes; Atherinopsidae
Source: the annotation of a GenBank genome assembly